Penicillium diatomitis is the source of this 1800-nucleotide messenger RNA. RefSeq names its product WD40 repeat domain-containing protein. Bases 1 to 1800 code for a protein of 599 amino acids. NCBI's taxonomy places the organism in Eukaryota, Fungi, Ascomycota, Eurotiomycetes, Eurotiales, Aspergillaceae. The record is from RefSeq and is a predicted model, not a curated record. Gene Ontology annotation, cellular component: mRNA cleavage and polyadenylation specificity factor complex. The transcript has 4 exons. Gene Ontology annotation, molecular function: protein binding.
AUGGCCUACUAUGACGAGCAUGGAGGUGAUGGCUCGGGCAGGUUUGCGAAGAAUUUCGACGGGCCAGUUGGGCCUCGCCGGCCAAGGCUGGUCACCGACUAUGGGUCGUCGAUGGUACAAUGGAUGCGAACGCGGCGACCUCGUUUCCGUGGUGAGCAUCGCAUGGAGGCAGAGCGUCCUAGCGCAAGCUUUACCGUCGAUAUGCUUCCACCUGUGGCGCGAACAUACUCGGCUGCCGAUACGAUCCCUGUGCGACACUUGCAUCAGUCAAUUGGAAAAUCAAAGAAGCCCAUCGUGGUCGUGCGCUGGACGCCGGAAGGCAGGCGCUUACUUACUGGUGGCCAUACGGGUGAAUUCAUGCUCUGGAAUGGAACAGCCUUCAAUUUCGAGACAGUCAUGGACGCGCAUUACGAUCAAGUGCAAGCGGGAGUGACAUCUCUUGGAUGGUCGCACAGCCACGAAUGGUUGAUUUCAGGCGGACAAAGAGGUGACAUCAAGUACUGGCGACCUAACUUCAACAACGUGGAGACCAUUGACGACGCACAUCAUGACGCUGUUCGGGACUUGGCUUGGGCACCUAGCGACACCAAAUUCCUCUCCGCCUCGGACGACACGACCCUCAAAAUCUUCGAUUUCACCUCGCGUACCUGCGACACCGUUCUCUCCGGUCACAACUGGGAUGUCAAGUCCUGUGAUUGGCAUCCUACCAAGGGCCUGCUGGUUUCAGGCUCAAAGGACCAUCAAGUGAAAUUCUGGGACCCACGAACGGCUCGGUGUUUGACCACCCUUCAUAGCCACAAAAAUACCGUUACGACGACACGCUUCUCACGAGUGAAUAGCAACUUGCUCGCUACAUCGUCCCGUGAUCAAACUGCCCGAGUCUUUGACUUGCGUAUGAUGCGAGACAUCUGCAUUUUACGCGGGCAUGAGAAGCCUAUCUCGUCCUUGACUUGGCAUCCCAUUCACAGCAAUCUUAUCUCCACCGGAGCCGAGGAUGGCUCGUUGUUCCACUACCUCCUCGACGAGCCCAAUCUACCUGCCGGACACGUCCCUACAGUGGCACCAUAUGAUAGCCCAGAUCCGGCCAACACACCUCCACAAGUCAUUUUCCCCGCACAUCGCGUACAAUAUGCCCAUGGGGCCACAAUCUGGUCAUUGGACUGGCACCCACUCGGUCACAUUCUUGCAUCUGGUUCUAAAGACAACUUUACUCGAUUCUGGUCUCGGGCUAGACCCGGCGAGACUACUUACAUGAAAGAUCGGUUCCACAUUGGUGAGGAGGCGGCCGAGGCACAAGGUACCUGGAAUCGUGGGUUUGGUCGGAGACAGAUGCGUGAAGAAGAGGAACAAGAAAUGCAAGAUGAGGCUGAUAGUCUGGUCGAUCAACGUCGGCCUGGAGCGGCGCCUUCUCUGCCCGGCAUUCAAGCUGGCAACAAUCCUCAACCUGAAGGGACCGGCUUCCUUCCAGGCAUUGGUAGUGCUCCACCGCCUGCUCCGCCUGCAGGUCUUCCUGGUAUGGGCGGGAUGGAUCCAGGUCGACUGGCUGCUAUUAUGUCCUCUCAAGCACCAGGUCACCAGCAACCGAUACCUCCGCAAGGUCAGCCCGGGCAAGGAUUUCCUAUGCUUCCGGGGAUGAGCGGCCCCCCGCCCAUGAACAUGGACUUGGCGCAGAUGCAAAAACAAUUUGCUGCGCAGGGCUUCCCUAUGCCGCCAAUGCCCCCCAACAUGAACAUGCCACCGGGUUUCCCAGGACUCCCGGGUUUGCAGGGGAGUGGCAUGCCUGACUCCGGUCGGCGGUAA